Messenger RNA from Papilio polytes (common Mormon), 729 nucleotides. Its product is annotated as histidine-rich glycoprotein-like. The coding region runs from base 1 to 729 and encodes 242 amino acids. The record is from RefSeq and is a predicted model, not a curated record. NCBI's taxonomy places the organism in Eukaryota, Metazoa, Arthropoda, Insecta, Lepidoptera, Papilionidae. The transcript has a single exon.
AUGAAGUGCGUUGUAGCCAUCGGGCUCCUCUGCCUUGUGGCAGUGUACGCCAGAGAACUCGGCGAGGAGGAGAAGGACCUCGUGGCCGCAGCAAGCGGCAAGGCGAGCCAUCACGAAGAGGGUGGUGGCAAAGAGCACCAUGCCCAUCAUCACCACGAACACGGUAGCAAGGGCCACAAGGGUCACAAGGGACACCACCACCAUCACAAGGGCGAACACGGCGAUCACGGAAAGCACCACCACGAAGGACACCAUCACGAACAUGGCGGUGGCCACAAGAAACAUUGGGAUGAGCACGACCAUCAUGGCCACCAUCACGAGCACGGUCACCACCACAAAGGAGGUAAACACGGUCACCACAAGCAUCAUGAUAAGGGAGAAAAAACCGAUGGCUACCACAAGAAAUACCACAAAGAUCACUUCCACAAGGACCAUCACUUCUACGAUGACCAUCAUAACGAGGGCAAGCACCACAAGCACGGACAUCAUCACGGACACCAUGAGCAUCACGGAGGAGACCACAAGAAGGGUGGACACCACGAAAAGGGUCAUCAUGAGCAUCAUCAUGGUAAGCACGGUCAUCACGACAAGCAUCAUUACGACGAGGACCACCAUGGACACAAGGGACACCACGGUCAUGAAGAACAUCAUCAUCAUCAUCAUGAUCAUGGCAAGAAGGGUGGCCACCAUGACCACAAAGACUGGGGCUUCCACCAUGGAAAGCACUAA